UGAGGCGUCUCUCUGCGCACGCUCAGUAGAGCCAGCCGGGGGUUGUCGGGCAUGCUCAGUAGACGGGGUUUCGUCAGUUCAGAACGGUGACCCGGUGGGGCUGCGGCUCUGAGUGUAACAUACGGUUAUGUCUGACUCCGAGGACUAUUCUUCCUCUGACGACGAGGACUACGUCCCCUCAGGAGGAGAAUACAGUGAAGAUGAUGUGAAUGAAUUGGAGAAGGAAGAUGAUGAUGAAGAACAAGAGGAUGGAGAAGAAAAAGUGUCUCUUAAAAAAAAGAAUAAAAAGAAAGAAAAAAAUUCUAUUUUAGCAAGAAAACGGAAAAAAGGUGUGCUGUCCUUGAACUCAGAAGAAGGCCAAGUAGAAAAGGACAAAGAUGGUGAAGCUGAAGAGGAGGAUUUAGGGCCCCUUGAUGAGUUAAAAAAACAGAAAUUGGAAGAGGCAAAAAAGAAAAGAGAAGAAGACCUAUGGUCAAGUUUCCUUUCUGAUGUGGGAAAACCUCCAAAAAGCCAGCUUACUGUUCCUGUAGCCCAGAAUAACCGGGCGGAAGAAAAAGACAAAGAUUCUAACAAGUCUUUAAAAGAGGAUUCUCAAACAAAGAAUGACUGUAAAAAACUUACUAUUACUAAAGUGUUUGACUUUGCUGGGGAAGAAGUCAGGGUAACGCAAGAAGUGGAUUGCUCAUCCAAGGAAGCUAAGGCAUUUAUCAAGCAGCAAGAAAAAGGACUGCCGGAACAGAGUCCUGCACCUUCAAGGACCCCCACAGCAGCCAGCUCAGGAGUGAAAAGACCUGUGGGUAUGAGCAGCAUACUUGGACAAUUAGGCUCUAAAAAGCAGAAGAUUAGCACACUGGAGAAAUCCAAGCUGGACUGGGAAUCUUUUAAAGUGAAAGAGGGGAUUGGCGAAGAACUGGCUCGCCACAAUAGGGGCAAAGAUGGAUAUAUUGAAAGAAAAGCCUUCCUGGAACGAGUAGAUUAUCGUCAAUUUGAACAGGAGAGGGAAAUCCGACUAAAAAAUAUGAAGCCAUAGCUUUUUAUUAAAGACAUUGUAUGGAUGGCGUCUUUUCUGAUGUAAGAGCACUGUAAAGGGGUCACAGAAGACAUUAGAGAACGUUAAUGUUACGUAGAGUCUGACAAUAUGUAUAUUUGGACAGUAAUACGACCAAUUAUUUUACAUGUUUGUGCUCUUUUGAUUUUUAUUUUUUUUUUCUUUCCAGGAUUUUUAUUUUUUUUUCAGAUUCUUUUUUCACUGCAUUAUUUUCUGUGACUUCAGCGGAAUAAUAAAUGUAUCUUUGUAAA
Molecule: messenger RNA, 1299 nt
Organism: Hyla sarda
Lineage: Eukaryota; Metazoa; Chordata; Amphibia; Anura; Hylidae
Gene: CFDP1
Product: craniofacial development protein 1
Exons: 7
Coding region: 128-1030 (300 amino acids)
Source: RefSeq, a predicted model, not a curated record